GUCUUCAACACGCGGCUUUCGCAUGGAAUCUAUCGAUGGAAGGUCCAGAAUGAGGCUUUUAUCCGAUAUGCUGAUCCGUGAAGCCCCUUCAAGCCAAGGUUCACACUGAGCCUACAUAAAAGCGAUUUGACUCGAUACGAAGUCAUUAUUGUUCGCCGCCUCCUCUGCAGCUUAAGAUCGCUUUCACAUAACGUGCUCAGGUAGGAUCAUAUCAAUCCGAUACCGAAGGAGAAGCAUUACUGUAGCACUCCCGCAACACGUUGUGUAGGCAUGGUCCUUAUUAUUAUCUUCAUGAACCAAUAGUGAACCUUCCCUUUCACCAUUGUGUCAUAGGCAGGCCACUAAACCAAAACCCCUCCCAACCCUUCUACUUCUUCCCAUCAACUCGCUAUUCACAAUGUACGCCUCCGCAAUGUCGAUGCUCCCAAACAUAAUGCCAGGCGCUCAAAUGCCAAUGAUGCCUCAUGUACCUCAACCCCCGCAUACCCCAAUCAGUCGUGCCCCUAGUCCAUCUGGAUUUAGUCGAGUAUCAGAUGGUUUACCUUUCAGAACCAGCCCAAGCCUCUCGGAUUUCCAAAUCGAGAAGUCAGCAAAGAGCCCGCCAUCCUCAGCUCGACGGAGGACUAUGAUGCCCAUGCCGCAGGUCGAUGACGAAUUUGCCUUUCGUGAAGCUGUCUCAAAACUGUUGGCAGCGAGAUUAAGAUUGUCAACGAUAUCAGGAUUGAUACCGAUGGAUUCAUCGCAAUUGGUGUUAUUUUUUCGGACGAAGAGUGGCAUCACCCACUCUUUAGAUUUCCCUAUUGAUGUUGACCAGAAUUCCCCGCCUGCCCUAGACGUUCUCAUUGCUGCUUGCCGCCCUCAUCAAACGUCUGAUUACGACGAUUACUCUGAUAACGAGUCUUUAUUUUACCCACCUAAUUUUCCGCUGACUACGUCGCUCGAGAUCGCCAACUUGCCUAUCCUUGACGCAGUACGAAGCUCACUAUUUCCUCUCCUACCCCAAGGCCACUAUCUUACUGUUAUGCGAGACAAACUCGAGGUUGUCGUCAAGGGUGGACGUAUGGGCCCACAACCCCGCUCCCUCCGUAACGAUGGUAGAGUAGCUACCAUCGUGGUUACGCUUCCCGUGCGAUUCCGCGGAGGAAGCUUCAUCGUUCGAGAUUCAGAGGGAUACGAAGAGAGAUACUUUGGACGUGGAGGAAAGAAUGGUGAUAUGGAGUGGCUUGCCUUCUCUGCCGAUUGUGAGUACGAAGUGGAGACUGUCACGAAGGGAUGUCGGAUCACGAUAUUGUAUGGGGUUUAUCUGAAGACUUUUGGGCCGACUGGAGUUACGGAGCCACUUAUCAACCCGAGCGACAACUUCUUGGAUUUGAUGUCGCCAGUACUCAAUAUGUCCUUGGGUCGUCGGGUUGGGAUCUAUGUAUCUAACGAUUACGGUGUGAACCCUUCAGAGGUUCUGGCAGAAUCGCUAGUUCCAAUGUUGAAAGGCGGAGACUCCGUUCUCUAUCACGCUAUCAAGCUGUACAAGCUCUCUCCAGAACUACACUGGACUGCAGGCGGAUACAUCUGGCCUGUAGACCGUACCGUCGAGAUCGCAGAACAAGGCCAAAAUUCCAGUCCCAGCGCGAAACUUGCUGGUCUCCUCGAAACACCUCGCGGGCGUGUAACAAGCACGCCUGCUGUCCGAGGUGCAUUUGCUCUUCCACCACACGCUGGCUCUGCUUCCGGUCGAGCUGGAUCCGUUGCUGGCCGUGCGGGCAGCGUCAACGGGGGCUUUAGUGGGAGCUCUGCCGGGAGUACAUACCCCGACUCCGACGAAGACCUACUCGACAACCUCCGCUACCGAGUCCAACAAAGCGGUGCCAUCCCCCUUGGAGAAGCGGAUAUUACGAUCUUGAAUGAUUGGAACAACCCGACUCCGAUGAUUGGGAAGGAGAGAGUCCCGUUUGUUGUCGGUGGGGAGUUGGAUAAGUUGGUGGUCAAUGCGUUGAUGGUCAUUUGUCCUUGAACAGGAUCGAAAAAGGGUAGGGAGGAAGCGGAACGAGGAUGCUGGUGCGCCCUCUUCGAAUAUACCAUUUCAUUUUUUCUCUUUUUCUGUGUAAGAAUCUCCACGAACAUUAUAAUGAUGUAGGAUAUUGAACGAGGAUUAUGAGGAUACGAGUAGUCGUAUAUAGGUGGUACAUCGCUAUGGAUUGUAUGAGAUCGUAGGACACUGUACUAAUCAUAUUGUAAUAACGAACUAGGUUUACG
Lentinula edodes (shiitake mushroom) is the source of this 2250-nucleotide messenger RNA. RefSeq lists its product as uncharacterized. The record is from RefSeq and is a predicted model, not a curated record. Lineage: Eukaryota; Fungi; Basidiomycota; Agaricomycetes; Agaricales; Omphalotaceae. Bases 398 to 2008 code for a protein of 536 amino acids. The transcript has 3 exons.